CACACGGCAGUGUAGAGGUCCUUCCGAGUCCCCUCCUCCUCCUUCUCAGCGACUCCCAGGUCCCGGCCAUGAGACCCCCACAAAUCCACCUUUCCGCCGCCUCUGGCGCCCUGGCCCAGGCGAAGCUGCUGCUGCCGCUGCUGAUGGCGCAACUCUGGGCUGCAGAGGCGGUCUUCCCCGGAAACGACACGGCUUCGGACUCCGGGGCCUCUGGCGCCCGGUGCGCGAGCGGCUCGCAGCCCUGGCAGGUCUCCCUCUUCGAUGGCCUCUCGUUCCACUGCGCGGGUGUCCUGGUGGACAAGAGCUGGGUGCUCACGGCCGCGCACUGCGGAAACAACAAGCAACUGUGGGCUCGCGUUGGGGAUGACCACCUGCUGCUGCUCCAGGGCGAGCAGCUCCGCAGAACCACGCUCUCUGUUACGCACCCCAAGUACCGCCAGGGCUCUGGCCCCAUCCUGCUGAGGCGAACAGAUGAGCAUGACCUCAUGCUGCUGAAGCUGCGCAGGCCCGCCGUGCUCGGACCUCGCAUCCAGGCCCUGCGCCUGCCCUACAGCUGUGCCCAGCCCGGGGACGAGUGCCAGGUCGCUGGCUGGGGCACCACGGCCGCACGGAGAGUGAAGUACAACAGGGGCCUGAGCUGCUCCAGAGUCACCAUCCUGAGCCGCCAAGAGUGUGAUGUCUUCUACCCUGGGGUAGUCACCAACAACAUGAUGUGUGCAGGACUGGACCAGGGUCAGGACCCCUGCCAGAGUGAUUCCGGGGGCCCUCUGGUCUGUGAUGAGACCUUGCAGGGCAUCCUUUCCUGGGGUGUCUAUCCCUGCGGCUCUGCCCAGCACCCCGCCGUCUACACACAGAUCUGCAAAUACACCUCCUGGAUCGAGAAGACCAUUCGCUCCAACUGA
This is a messenger RNA of Pteronotus mesoamericanus, 902 nucleotides long. RefSeq names its product kallikrein related peptidase 10 (gene KLK10). Gene Ontology annotation, molecular function: serine-type endopeptidase activity. NCBI's taxonomy places the organism in Eukaryota, Metazoa, Chordata, Mammalia, Chiroptera, Mormoopidae. Bases 69 to 902 code for a protein of 277 amino acids. Gene Ontology annotation, cellular component: secretory granule. The transcript is spliced from 6 exons. The record is from RefSeq and is a predicted model, not a curated record. Gene Ontology annotation, biological process: proteolysis.